GUAGCUGUACAUGGAGAUCGGCUGGGAAAUUCGACCAGUGCCCUGAGCAGCGCCGAGACCGGGAAGCCUUUUUUGAGCCUUGAUUUUUUUUCCCCUCCAUCGUCGCCAGCACCACCAUCUUCUUCGUUCUCGUCCUCUUCCUCAGCUUCUCCAUCGAGGCAAGGAAGAGCUGCGGAUUUCCCUGGUGGGGCAGCUGCGAAGCAGCCAGCAAAGUGGAUGGGAGCCGGUCAGAUUUAACCGCAGGAGUCGCUUCCCGUCCAGGGAGGAGAAGGAACUGGACCCACUGGGCAAGCUGGGGGGCACAUUCCAGCCAAGGGGAGGCUGUCGGAGGAAAAUGCAGGUGUAAGUAAACAUCCCCCCCCAAGUUGUAUUCAUAUAUAUAUUUAAAAUCCCUCUAAGAAGACGCCACAAGAAAAAAGACAGCGAGGGAAACUCACCUCUUGGAGACGGGAGGGGACCCUCUUUUCAGGGGGGACCCUGCUCCCCUUUCUUGUCUUCCUUCGCCCCUUCAGCCCCAACCUCCCGGGCCGCAUGAGUGCCGCGGGAGGCCCUGAUCCUGCUGCCUCCAGGGGGCUCGGGGGGCUCUGCAGCUCUCCUCCGAUGGCCACCAGCCUCUGCUAAGACGCUCUUCUCGGCAGCGCAGAUCCAGGGACCGGAUCGGGGGCGCGGGGCUCCCGGAGCCCCGGCGAUGAGUCUGGUCGGGGGCUUCCCGCACCACCCCGUGGUCCACCAUGAGGGCUACCCCUUCGCCGCCGCAGCAGCAGCCGCAGCCGCAGCCGCCGCCGCCAGCCGCUGCGGCCACGAGGAGAACCCCUACUUCCACGGCUGGUUGAUCAGCAGCCACCCCUCGGAGAUGUCUCCUCCCGACUACGGCAUGGCGCUCUCCUACAGCCCCGAGUACGCCAACGGCGCGCCGGGCCUGGAGCCCCCCGCGCACUACGUGGGCGGCGUGGCCCCCCCGGGCAGCGGCGGCGGGCCGCCGGGUUUAGGGGGCGGCCCGCGGCCGGUCAAGCGGCGCGGCACGGCCAACCGCAAGGAGAGGCGCAGGACUCAGAGCAUCAACAGCGCCUUCGCCGAGCUGCGCGAGUGCAUCCCCAACGUGCCCGCCGACACCAAGCUGUCCAAGAUCAAGACGCUGCGCCUGGCCACCAGCUACAUCGCCUACCUCAUGGACCUCCUGGCGAAGGACGACGCCAACGGCGAGGCCGAGGCCUUCAAGGCCGAGAUCAAGAAGACCGACGUCAAGGAGGACAAGAGGAAGAAGGAGCUGAACGAGAUCCUGAAAAGUACAGUGAGCAGCAACGACAAGAAGACGAAAGGCAGGACGGGCUGGCCGCAGCACGUGUGGGCUCUGGAGCUCAAGCAAUGAGGCGCUCGCAGGACUGCAGGGAAGGAGCGCCCGAAGAAGCCUCGUCUUGCAGGGGGACUCUCUUGCGCCUUCGAGAGAGCCGCUGCCGAGCUGAGGACUCGUUGUUGUUGUUGUUUUGGAAUCGUCUGGUUUAUUUAUGUGCAAUUUCCCUCCCCUAGUCUCGCCUUUAAAAAAACCCCAAAAAGAAACCCGCGGAUCUUGGAAGAAAAGCAUUCCGUAUUUGAAUAUAUGAAGAAGAAAACUCCGGCGUGGUAAGGGGGAUAAUGGCGUCUCCAUAGUUUCUUGUUUUGUUUUUUCCCCCUCCUUCCUCCUCUCUCCCCUUCAUUGAAUGUUAUUUUUGCUUUAUUUGUAUAGAACACACGGGACAAAAAGAAAGAAAGAAAUCUCGCAGGCAUUAGGGUGUCAUGUGAAGUGUAUGUGUUUAAUACUUGCCCCGUUGGGUCAACGUGUUGAUGGCGAUCUCAAAGCAGGAGCCCACAAUUUCUGCGUCUUGGGCCGAGUCCGGGGCUUCCCAGGUUUGUCCUUUUCCCCAUUGUGGUCGCUCAAAGAGCUGGGAGAGAUUUUGCGACAGCUCUUUUGUCCAAGUGCACUUCGGUCCUUAAGGAAGCGAACCGAACGUUAAAAAUUAAAAUAAAAGUAAAAACGAAUCGUCCGUGGAGCUGAAUUUAAUAACGCAAAGGUGUAAACGCUGUACGUAUUCAAUAAACCACUGUGUGUGUGUUUUCUAAAACGAAAA
Messenger RNA from Podarcis muralis (Common wall lizard), 2105 nucleotides. It is a transcript of the gene HAND2, whose product is annotated as heart and neural crest derivatives expressed 2. Gene Ontology annotation, biological process: heart development; regulation of transcription by RNA polymerase II. The record is from RefSeq and is a predicted model, not a curated record. Gene Ontology annotation, molecular function: protein dimerization activity; DNA-binding transcription factor activity, RNA polymerase II-specific; RNA polymerase II transcription regulatory region sequence-specific DNA binding. Lineage: Eukaryota; Metazoa; Chordata; Lepidosauria; Squamata; Lacertidae.